Messenger RNA from Vitis vinifera (wine grape), 1167 nucleotides. RefSeq lists its product as uncharacterized. The transcript has 4 exons. The record is from RefSeq and is a predicted model, not a curated record. The coding region runs from base 25 to 1014 and encodes 329 amino acids. Lineage: Eukaryota; Viridiplantae; Streptophyta; Magnoliopsida; Vitales; Vitaceae.
ACACUCCGGCUGAGAAACGGAGAAAUGGUGCGUGGUGUGAGAUCUGAGAUUCCGAUGCCAGGGUCUCGAUCCAAGUUCAAACGCAUUGUCUCUCGCCACCAAGCAAUGAAAUCAACAUUUCUUCAGCUCAAAUCUCAAAUCCAAAUGAGCCUGCUCCAGGUCGAAGAAGUAUUCACAUCUCUGUCCGUUCCUUUGAUGAGGCUUGUCGGUUUGAAGACGGCCGAAAUGGCUGAAGAGGGAAGAUUCAUCACCAUUCUCACGAAGGCUGAUUCGUUUGAUCACGGAUGCUGGAGCGAUGGAGUUGCAGCCGGACAUCUGACUAGAUCGCCGUCUGCCAGCGAUGGAGGUCAUCGGAAUUAUCAGAUUCGUAAAUUGGAGGAAGAAAGCUAUGCUACCAAGGCCACCAUUGCAGCCAAAGAACAGAAAGAGAAGCAGCGACUGGAAAUAACUCAACUAGUCCGCCUCCUUAGACAAAUCGAGACUCAAGUCAACUCCCACCACGGUGACAUCCGCCAGACACUGGCCGACCACAGGAGGUCCCUCCACAAAUCCUUUCAGAAAGCCAUUUCGUAUAUUGCUGCCAUUCACCAUUCCUGUCAAAACCAGGAAACCCUUCUCUUCGUGUUGAAUGUCUUCCAAAUCACGCUCAGACAAGUGGAUGCUGCCCUUAACGCAGUGGAGAGUGGUGUGGAAGACCUCAUGCAGCAGUUGGCUCAACAAAUGUGCAAUCCACUGGUGGAGUAUGUGAAGCGCCUCAAGACCGAAACGACAUUAGGCACAUUUGCUCGCCUAUUAGCCAUGGUGGAAGAGAUGGAACGGGAAAUCAGAGAUGGGAGGGUGGAGCUGGAGGAGGAGAGAAUGAAGGUGAGAGUUGCAGAAAAAAAGAUGCUUGAGGCUCUGACUAGGUUGACAGAAUUAGAAGACAGAGAGAGAAUGAAGGAACAGCUUGGGUCGCUCUUAGAAACUAGGAAAAGCUAUACUCUACGUCCACGCAAGGUUCGCCGACCCUGUUAAUAUGUGAGACCAGUUGCUUCCUAACUCGCAUUGAUUUGGUAGUCGGAAUUUGGAAGUCCAUCGAUGGCUUCCUCUGGCCACCAUCCAGUAAUAUGACUGCAAAACGGUACAAAAUUUGUGUUUGUUUCUUAUACUGACCACAUUUUCAUGCAA